This is a messenger RNA of Saccharomyces cerevisiae S288C, 2019 nucleotides long. RefSeq names its product Tmn2p (gene TMN2). The transcript has a single exon. Gene Ontology annotation, cellular component: vacuolar membrane; membrane; cytoplasm. Bases 1 to 2019 code for a protein of 672 amino acids. NCBI's taxonomy places the organism in Eukaryota, Fungi, Ascomycota, Saccharomycetes, Saccharomycetales, Saccharomycetaceae. The record is from RefSeq and is marked reviewed.
AUGAAACGAGGUGUUUGGUUGCUGAUUUAUUGCUAUGCAACUUUAACUAAAGGAUUUUCCUUGCCAGGCCUAUCUCCCACAACAUAUCACUCAGGCGAUGAAAUCCCGCUAUUGGUGAACCGCUUGACUCCAUCAAUUUACUUUCAGCAUCAAGAUGAGGAAGGUAACGAUGUUUCAGGCGAUAAAGAACAUUUUCUUUACUCCUAUGAUUACUAUAAUAAGAGGUUUCAUUUUUGUAGACCAGAGCACGUUGAGAAACAGCCUGAGUCGUUAGGUUCAGUCAUAUUUGGUGACAGAAUUUACAAUUCCCCAUUCCAAUUGAACAUGUUAGAGGAGAAAGAGUGUGUUGCACUUUGUAAAAGCACGAUUCCGGGAAAAGAUGCCAAAUUUAUCAACACCCUUAUUAAAAGUGGAUUUUUCCAAAACUGGCUCGUGGAUGGAUUGCCAGCAGCAAGAAAGGCUUAUGAUAGCAGAACAAAAACAAACUAUUACGGCACAGGAUUUGAGUUAGGUUUUACAGAUGUUAAGCAAACCGUUGACGGUAAAGCAGUUCCCAGUACGAUGGAAGAGCUUACUUCAGAGGCCUCAAAUGAGGAUGUUAUAUUGGAUGCUCGACUGCCCAAGAAUGUUAAGCCUAAUUUAGUUAAAACGGUAGAAUUACCUUACUUUGUAAAUCAUUUUGACAUUGAAGUGGAAUUUCACGAUCGUGGAAACGAUAAUUACCGAGUUGUUGGUGUCAUUGUAAACCCUGUAUCUAUCGAAAGAUCGUCACCUGGCGCGUGUUCUACAACGGGAAAACCUCUGAUACUAGACGAGGAUAAGGAUAACGAGGUUUACUUCACUUAUUCUGUUAAAUUUGUUGCCUCUGAUACAGUGUGGGCUACGAGAUGGGAUAAGUAUCUACAUAUUUAUGACCCGCAGAUACAAUGGUUUUCAUUAAUAAAUUUUUCCGUUAUUGUUAUUUUGUUGUCAUCUGUUGUAAUGCAUUCUCUAUUACGGGCUUUGAAAAGCGAUCUCGCUCGUUAUAACGAACUAAACUUGGAUAAUGAAUUCCAUGAAGAUUCUGGCUGGAAAUUGGGCCAUGGUGACGUAUUUAGAACCCCAUCUAAGUCGAUGCUGCUAUCCAUUCUUGUGGGAUCCGGUAUGCAGUUAUUUUUGAUGGUCAUGUGUAGCAUUUUUUUUGCCGCAGUAGGUCUUGUGUCGCCUGUUUCCAGAGGAUCCCUGCCAACUGUAAUGUUUGUUCUUUAUGCAUUAUUUGGAUUUGUAGGAUCCUACGCCUCAAUGGGUGUCUACAAAUUUUUUCGUGGACCCUAUUGGAAGGCGAAUAUGAUAUUAACGCCAAUAUUACUUCCUGGAGCAAUUUUUUUACUGAUUGUAAUAAUGAACUUCUUUUUGUUAUUUGCACAUUCUUCAGGUGUCAUCCCAGCGAGAAGCCUAUUCUUUAUCAUUCUUCUAUGGUUUUUAGUUUCUGUUCCGUUGUCGUUUGCGGGUUCAAUUGUUGCUCAUAAGCAGUGUAAUUGGGAUGAGCAUCCAACUAAAACAAACCAAAUCGCCAGACAGAUUCCAUAUCAACCCUGGUACUUGAGAACAGCACAAGCAACCUUAAUCGCUGGAAUUUUCAGUUUCGGAUCAAUAGCGGUUGAGCUGUACUUCAUUUACUCCAGUUUAUGGUUCAACAAAAUUUUUUAUAUGUUUGGAUUUUUACUCUUUUCAUUCUUAUUGUUGACCUUGACAACCUCAUUAGUUACCAUCUUGAUCACAUAUUACUCGUUAUGUCUAGAAAACUGGCUAUGGCAAUGGAGAAGUUUUAUUAUUGGUGGUUUAGGAUGUUCAAUCUAUACGUUCAUCCACUCCAUACUAUUUACUAAGUUCAAGCUUGGUGGAGUUAUUACUGUCGUGCUCUAUCUCGGAUAUUCACUUAUUAUAUCUGCAUUAUGUUGUGUCGUCACUGGAGCGAUUGGUUUUUUUAGUAGUAUGUUUUUUAUUAGGAAGAUAUACUCUGCCAUUAAAGUUGAGUGA